UGUUUGUGUUAUAAAUAGCAGCAACUGACAACAAGCCGACAACAACAAUAACAACUGGAAAUAAUAGCAGAUGCGAGUGCUCGUUGCAAACUUCCGUUUUUUUGCCGUUCGCUCGCUUGCGGCUGACUUUUACUUUUGCCACAAUUGCAGAAAUGUGGCAGCAACGGCUGGCAAAUGUGGCAAUUGCAGUCGCAUCGGCAUUUGCCACCAAAUCGCCAACGUUCAAUGUCUCUUAUGUAAUUUGGCCGGACGAAAGAAAAAGCAGAAAAUAAGAAAUGAGAAAAACCCGUUUAGCCACAGCCGGAGCUAGUCAAAACGCUGCAGUUGUUGCGGCCGCUGUGGCUGCGGGCCAAAAUCAAUCCCAAGUCUAUGUCACAGACUCUUGCCUCGAGAAGCCGUACCGCUGCCCGCACCCGAAGAUCCAGUUCUACCUGUACACGCGGCGCACCCAGGAGGAGCCCGAGUAUCUGGACGUGCUCGAUCCGAAUGCCCUCUACUACACACACUUCAAUCCGCGACACCCCACCAAGAUCAUCAUCCACGGCUUUGGCGGCGGCCGCAUGCUCAGCCCCAGCCCGGACCUGCGGGAGGCGUACUUCAGCAUCGGCGAGUACAACAUCAUCAUCGUGGACUACAGCAACGCGGUGAAGGAGCCCUGCCUGAGCCAAAUGGAGUGGGCGCCGCGCUUCGGCAGCCUCUGCAUCUCGCAGCUGGUCAAGUACCUGGCGCGGCAUCCGCGCGGCGUCCAGCCGGACGACCUGCACUUCAUUGGCUACAGCGUGGGCGCCCACAUUGCGGGCCUCGUUGCGAACUACUUGAAGCCCGAGGAGGGCAAGAUCGGGCGCAUCACGGCUCUGGAUCCCACCAUAUUCUUCUAUGCCGGUGCGAACAACUCACGCGACCUGGACACGAGUGAUGCGCACUUUGUCGAUGUCUUGCACACGGGCGCCGGCAUCCUGGGGCAGUGGCACUCGAGUGGACAUGCCGACUUCUAUGUCAAUGGCGGCACCAGGCAGCCGGCGUGCGUCGGCUCUGCCACGUUGUUUCAAACCUUGGCCUGCGAUCACACCAAGGUCACGCCGUACUUCAUCGAGUCGAUAACAACGAAGCGCGGCUUCUAUGCGGGGCCCUGUCCGAAUCUGUUCACCUACCUGAUAGGCUGGUGCGAGCCCAAGGACUCGGAGUAUGUGCUCAUGGGCGAGCACUGUUCGCACAAAGCACGCGGCAACUACUAUGUGACGACGAAUGCGAAGGCGCCCUUUGCACGCGGCUUUCCGGGCAAGGGGCGGGCCAACGGGGAGUACCAGGGCGUAAGGCGCUGAUCGGCUGGUUCGAAUCGAGUUUACUCUA
Drosophila navojoa is the source of this 1350-nucleotide messenger RNA. Its product is annotated as phospholipase A1 member A. Gene Ontology annotation, biological process: lipid catabolic process. Gene Ontology annotation, molecular function: lipase activity; serine hydrolase activity. Lineage: Eukaryota; Metazoa; Arthropoda; Insecta; Diptera; Drosophilidae. The record is from RefSeq and is a predicted model, not a curated record.